AUGGAGCCCUCUGCCUCUGGUGUUUUCUGCAGCCAGGUUCUCAUCAUGGUGAACUCAGAAGAUGUAAAUGCUAUCAUCCUGGCUCAAAAGAACAUGCUUGACCAAUUUGAGAAGACCAAUGAGAUGCUGUUGAACUUCAACAACCUGUCCUGUGUGCGAAUGCAGCAGAUGAACAAGCACUUCCUCCACCACACCCGGACCCUGGUGGAGAUGAAGAAAGACCUGGACAGCAUCUUCUGGAGAAUCAGGACAUUGGAAGAGAAGCUAGCAAAACAGUAUCCAGAGGCCUUUAGCAAUAUUCAUGAAUCUCCCAUUCUGGAAGACGACGACUUCGACCCCCUCCCCAAAAGUACUGCCAUGACCAUUGCUACCUUGGAGCAGAGCACUGAAUCCUGCGAUACCAGCCCCGACAUCAUCUCCCCCACCACAAGCCACGACUUCAAGGACCUUUCCCGAGGCCCGUAUGACUCUCCAGCUGUGAACGGGCAGAGUAUCACAGAUGACGACAAUGAGAUGGACUAG
Molecule: messenger RNA, 522 nt
Organism: Eublepharis macularius
Lineage: Eukaryota; Metazoa; Chordata; Lepidosauria; Squamata; Eublepharidae
Product: kxDL motif-containing protein 1-like
Exons: 1
Coding region: 1-522 (173 amino acids)
Biological process (GO): lysosome localization
Cellular component (GO): BORC complex
Source: RefSeq, a predicted model, not a curated record